CGGCGAAGGCCCCGCCCACACAGCGCCGCAGCGCCGGGACGGUGGAGCACGCCGGCCGCGCCAUGCCCCCUCUGGAGGCGAUCCGCUACUCGCGGGGCUCGCUGCAGGUCCUCGACCAGCUGCUGCUGCCCCAGCAAUGCCGCUACGAGGAGGUGGCCUCGGUGCGCCAGGCCUGGAAGGCGAUCCACGCCAUGAAGGUGCGCGGCGCGCCGGCCAUCGCGCUCGUGGGGUGCCUCAGCCUGGCCGUGGAGCUGCAGGCCGGGGCCGGGGGGCCGGGGCUCGCCGCGCUCGUGGCCUUCGUGCGCGACUCGCUGAGCUUCCUGGUCACCGCCCGGCCCACCGCCGUCAACAUGGCCCGCGCCGCCCGCGACCUGGCCGACGCCGCAGCCCGAGAGGCCGAGCGGGAGGGCGCCACGGAGGAGGCCGUGCGGGAGAGAGUGAUCUGCUACGCUGAAGACAUGUUGGAGAAAGACCUCAAGGAUAAUCAGAGCAUCGGAGACCUGGGAGCCCACCACCUCCUGGAGCGGGCAGCCCCCACGGGCGGCAAGGUGACCGUGCUGACCCACUGCAAUACGGGUGCCUUGGCCACUGCUGGGUAUGGCACAGCCCUGGGUGUGAUCCGCUCGCUGCACAACCUCGGUCGCCUGAAGCAUGUCUUCUGCACGGAGACCCGGCCCUACAACCAGGGGGCCCGGCUGACCGCCUUCGAGCUGGUCUAUGAGCAGAUUCCCGCCACCCUCAUCACCGACAGCAUGGCAGCCGCCGCCAUGGCUCACCAGGACGUGUCAGCUGUGGUUGUGGGAGCUGACCGCGUGGUUGCCAAUGGUGACACAGCCAACAAGGUGGGCACCUACCAGCUGGCCAUCGCUGCCAAGUACCAUGGCAUCCCCUUCUACGUAGCUGCCCCCAGCUCCUCGUGUGACCUCCGUCUGGAGACAGGCCAGCAGAUCGUCAUUGAGGAGCGCCCAAGCCAGGAGCUGACCGACGUCAACGGGGUCAGGAUUGCAGCCCCCGGAAUUGGGGUCUGGAAUCCUGCCUUCGAUGUCACCCCCCAUGACCUCAUCACUGGAGGCAUCAUCACAGAGCUGGGUGUCUUUACCCCCAAAGAACUCCAGGCAGCCCUAAGCACCGCCGCUUUGAGGGUGGGGACAUUAGAUGGAGCCCAGAAGUAACCAGCCCGGCUCUCCAUCCCCUGCCCCAUCCCCUUAGGUUUUAUAAUAAAAUGUAUUGAAUAGUC
This is a messenger RNA of Pipistrellus kuhlii (Kuhl's pipistrelle), 1237 nucleotides long. RefSeq names its product methylthioribose-1-phosphate isomerase 1 (gene MRI1). NCBI's taxonomy places the organism in Eukaryota, Metazoa, Chordata, Mammalia, Chiroptera, Vespertilionidae. Gene Ontology annotation, molecular function: S-methyl-5-thioribose-1-phosphate isomerase activity. The record is from RefSeq and is a predicted model, not a curated record.